GAUUGCUCAGAAGAGCCGAGUACCAGAAAGAACCAGAAUCCCUUCUACUCUUCUUCUUAACUAUAUAAACCACGCACUUGUGCAUCGUCUUCAUCAUCAAGAACAAUUUCUAAGCUUCUUGUACGUCUACUCUCAAACAGACAAUCUUUCAUACCAACCAGCUAAUCUUUCUUCAUCAACCAUGUCACUCAUUCAACGAACCAACAUCUUUGAUCCCUUUUCUUUGGACAUCUGGGAUCCCUUCCAAGGCUUCCCUUUCACCAGCACCAUCGCCAAUGCUCCCGCUUCAGCAAGUGAGACCGCUGCAUUUGUGAACGCGCGUAUUGAUUGGAAGGAGACCCCGGAGGCUCACGUAUUCAAGGCUGAUCUUCCUGGGCUUAAAAAGGAAGAGGUGAAGGUCGAGGUGGAGGAAGGCAGAGUGCUCCAGAUCAGUGGGGAGAGGAGCAGAGAACAGGAGGAGAAGAAGGAUAAAUGGCACCGGAUUGAGAGGAGCAGUGGGAAGUUUCUGCGCCGGUUCAGGUUGCCCGAAAAUGCAAAGAUGGAUCAGGUGAAGGCUAGCAUGGAGAAUGGCGUGCUCACUGUGACUGUCCCAAAGGAGGAGGAGAAGAAGAAGCCUGAGGUUAAGGCCAUUGAGAUCUCCGGCUAAUUCAGAAAAUAUGUUGAUCUAGCUCUGAGACUGUUUUCUACCUGAAAUAAAAGAGUAUUAUGAUAAAUGCUCUAGUUUGUUUGUCAAAGUGUGUGGUGAGUGUGCUUUAAUCUUUACUCUGUGCGGUUUGUGUCUAUUAAAAUGGUGGUCUGCAUCAUUGUAAUGUUACUGGUAUGCUAGUGAAUGUAUCUGAACUUGUCUCUCUAUUCAGAGAAAGGCCCUAAAGUUCCUUCUUUGCA
Alnus glutinosa is the source of this 885-nucleotide messenger RNA. RefSeq names its product 18.1 kDa class I heat shock protein-like. Gene Ontology annotation, biological process: response to salt stress; protein complex oligomerization; response to heat. The record is from RefSeq and is a predicted model, not a curated record. NCBI's taxonomy places the organism in Eukaryota, Viridiplantae, Streptophyta, Magnoliopsida, Fagales, Betulaceae. The transcript has a single exon. The coding region runs from base 182 to 646 and encodes 154 amino acids.